AUGGAGUUGGUUGGUUCUCCUCUGGAGGUGGAAAGAACAAAUCAUGAAAAAUGGCUUACAAUAGUAGAUAAAUUAUCACUUAUCCACAGCUUUGGUAUCUUGCAUGAGAACCAGCAAAAAUCAGAUUUUGCAAAAGAAAUGAAACAACUGAAAGCAUUGCUUGAGCUAUUGCCCAAUGCAUCAAAAACAAUUGGUAACAUUAAAUCAUAUCAUAAAGAACAACCACACUCCAAUUUGUAUCAGAAGCAAAUAGCAAAGGGAUCCAGGAAACAGAAGUUGGGCUCAAGGGAGAGUAGUUUGAGUUAA
Messenger RNA from Paraglomus brasilianum, 306 nucleotides. The record is from the annotation of a GenBank genome assembly. NCBI's taxonomy places the organism in Eukaryota, Fungi, Glomeromycota, Glomeromycetes, Paraglomerales, Paraglomeraceae.